AUGAGCCGGCGGCUCGAACAGGCGACCGAAGAGGCCAUGGUAAGCGGUGGCCUGGCGGGACAACGAGCAAUCGAGGACGCCGGCUUUUCAAAGGAACUUAAAGCGAAGCUCCUUGAUAGAGUACAGGACGCCAAGUUCCGACAGCAGUUUGCUGGGGCUUUUGCUGAGGUGGGGAUGCCGGCGGCGGCAGGAGUAGGGACGAGAGCUACGGCGAUGGCUCAACCUUGGACUGGCCAGGAGUCGACGGAAGAUGCGGUGCUACGCAUGCUGGAUGACUCCAAGAAGCCGCUUGGCUCUGGCCAGCGAGGCAAGUUUGAGCCGCCGCCCGUGGACAUGCGCAUCAAGAGGGAGCCAGUCCUCAGCACGGCGGAACGGGCAGGCCGGGCGCGCGACAAGGCACACUUCUACCCGACAAGGUCAUCCAUGGAGAACAGCAAAAGCAAAGUAAAGGGGGGUAAGAAUAGCAAGGAGACCAAGGGUAUGAGCGAAGAAGAAAAGGAAGGGUUUCGCGAAGAGUAUCGCGAGAGGUUCGCGCCAUUUGGCGUGCGGCGCGGCAUGCCCAACACUCUGGGUGGGUUGGCGGCCAUGGCCAAUGAGAGGAUUGAGGACGCGAUUGCCCGGGGCCAGUUCAAGAAUAUCCCGCGUGGAACGAGCAUCAAGCGCGAUGCGCGAGCGGACAACCCGUUCAUCGAUACGACGGAGUACAUCAUGAACAAGAUGAUUCAGCGGCAGGAGAUUCUGCCGCCGUGGAUCGAGAAGCAACAGGAUCUGAUGCGGCAGCUAGGGAAGUUCCGCGAGCGCAUCCGACGCGACUGGAAGCGGCACGUGGCUGACAGCAUCACGGCCUCGUCCCUGCGCGGUGGCGGCUCUCUGGCAGAGCAGAUGGAACGCGCUGAAUGGUUCGCUAAGGCAGAGAGGGUUAACAACCCUCGGUUACGCAGCGUGGAUCAGAUUCCCGUGCCGACAAACGUGACGGAGGAUCCCGUCAUGGUCAAAAUGCGCCAGCAGGUGGACGAGCGCCACAACGAAAACAAGAACGAGGACAGCAACGAAGAAGGAGCGUCUGCUCACGACGGAAUAGCACCCUUUCGUGAUGCCGCAUGGGAAGAGGCCCAAAAGGCGUAUAUGACUCUGGCGAUUAACGAGCUCAACGCCAUGACACGGGCUUAUAACCUCAUGGCGCCGGACUUGGCCAAGAAACCGUACUUUUCUCUGCAGCGAGAGCUGGCGUCGUGUUUCUCGGAUGUGGCGCCGCAGGUGGCCGGAGAGAUCAAGGACAGGGCUACCAGGCCGAAGAACCCGGCAGCGGCGUCGGCGAUAUGGAGCUUGGGUACCGGGAGCGCCGGUGUUGCUGAGAAGAAGGCAGUCGGGCUCAUGGAUCAUUUCCGGAAGGGGGACGACUAUCGGUCUAGUGUCCUCGAAUCUGGGGACAAGCCAUAUGGGUUCAAAGAGUGGUGGAGAGAUAUGAGGGGCCUCAGCAAGAGCGGUUAG
This is a messenger RNA of Geosmithia morbida, 1491 nucleotides long. RefSeq names its product protein of unknown function (DUF1992). The transcript has a single exon. Bases 1 to 1491 code for a protein of 496 amino acids. The record is from RefSeq and is a predicted model, not a curated record. NCBI's taxonomy places the organism in Eukaryota, Fungi, Ascomycota, Sordariomycetes, Hypocreales, Bionectriaceae.